GAGUUGAGCUCGCACCGCACCGCAUUUGUUUUUUCUCCUUGCUUGCAUAGAAAGGCAAAACCCUCGGCGAAGGCGGUGGGCGCUGAGCGUGUACCGGUGGGGGAGGAGCGUAUGGCGACGGCGGAGGUGGAGUCGACGAAGCGGGGGAGAGUGGAGGAUGAGGUGUGGUCACCGCCGGUGAGGGUGAGGGGAAGCGGAGGCGGCGAGGGGCUGAAGCAAUAUUAUAUGCAGCACAUCCACGAUCUCCAGCUCAUUCUCCGGCAGAAGACCCACAAUCUCAAUCGCCUCGAGGCCCAGCGUAACGAUCUCAACUCCCGCGUAAGAAUGCUACGAGAAGAGCUGCAGCUACUUCAGGAACCUGGUUCAUAUGUCGGCGAGGUGGUGAAGGUUAUGGGAAAAUCUAAAGUUUUAGUCAAGGUCCAUCCGGAAGGGAAAUAUGUUGUUGAUAUUGACAAGAACAUUGACAUAACGAAAAUAACACCAUCAACUAGAGUUGCUCUACGGAAUGAUAGCUAUAUGCUUCACUUGGUCUUGCCCAGCAAGGUUGAUCCUUUGGUCAAUCUUAUGAAGGUUGAAAAGGUUCCUGAUUCUACUUAUGAUAUGAUUGGUGGCCUUGAUCAGCAAAUUAAAGAGAUAAAGGAGGUUAUUGAGCUUCCAAUCAAGCAUCCUGAAUUAUUCGAAAGCCUUGGAAUUGCUCAACCAAAGGGUGUUUUGCUUUAUGGGCCUCCUGGUACAGGAAAAACUCUGCUAGCUAGAGCAGUAGCACAUCAUACUGAUUGCACCUUCAUUAGAGUUUCUGGUUCUGAGUUGGUUCAGAAGUAUAUUGGAGAGGGCUCCAGAAUGGUUCGGGAGCUGUUUGUGAUGGCUAGGGAACAUGCUCCAUCAAUCAUUUUCAUGGAUGAAAUCGACAGUAUUGGAUCCGCUAGGAUGGAAUCGGGCAGUGGUAAUGGUGACAGUGAAGUACAACGCACAAUGCUCGAGCUUCUCAAUCAGCUAGACGGGUUUGAAGCGUCGAAUAAAAUCAAAGUUUUAAUGGCUACAAAUCGCAUUGAUAUAUUGGAUCAAGCCCUGCUCAGGCCUGGUCGAAUUGAUAGAAAAAUCGAGUUUCCAAAUCCCAAUGAAGAGUCUCGUUUCGAUAUCUUGAAAAUUCACUCAAGGAAGAUGAACUUAAUGAGGGGGAUUGACCUUAAAAAGAUAGCAGAGAAGAUGAAUGGGGCAUCUGGAGCAGAACUCAAGGCAGUAUGCACAGAAGCAGGGAUGUUUGCUCUCAGGGAGAGAAGAGUACAUGUAACCCAAGAAGAUUUCGAGAUGGCAGUGGCGAAGGUGAUGAAGAAAGAUACGGAGAAAAAUAUGUCACUUCGGAAGCUAUGGAAGUAACUCAGCUUUUUUCUUUUUAUUCUCGGGGUGUCUUUGGAAGAACACAUUGUAUCCAGUUAUCGACUUAAUGGCGCAUCGGCAGACAGCCACUGUUUUCUUGUUCUUCCGGUGGAAAUAUUAUACGUCAUAAGGCUUUUCUCUUCCAUGUGUCGAUGGUUCUAAUAGCCUUCAGAUGUAAUCAUUGGUUGCUGCAUGAUAUUUUGUUUAAGCAUGCUUCACGACGAUAGACGGCAUACGCCGAGUUUCAGCUUAUUCUUCUCUGUUGUUACUGACAUCAUUACAAAAAUCUUAGGCAAUUCGAGUGUGAAUUUAAUAAUCUGUGUGGAGCGGUUUUGAAGUUUUGCAGUUA
This is a messenger RNA of Ananas comosus (pineapple), 1726 nucleotides long. RefSeq names its product 26S protease regulatory subunit 8 homolog A. NCBI's taxonomy places the organism in Eukaryota, Viridiplantae, Streptophyta, Magnoliopsida, Poales, Bromeliaceae. Gene Ontology annotation, biological process: proteasome-mediated ubiquitin-dependent protein catabolic process. Gene Ontology annotation, molecular function: ATP hydrolysis activity; proteasome-activating activity; ATP binding. Gene Ontology annotation, cellular component: proteasome regulatory particle, base subcomplex. The coding region runs from base 112 to 1377 and encodes 421 amino acids. The transcript has 9 exons. The record is from RefSeq and is a predicted model, not a curated record.